CCAUCCUCCGUUACCUAAAGGCUGAUGGGAGGAUACACCUGGUGGUCUUCAACAACAUCCAGGUAGCUGAUGGCAAGCGCCACAAGAUGAUCCUUCGACUGAGCAGUUUUCACCGAGGGUCCAGCUCGGUGGAGCUCUACUUAGACUGUAACCAGGUGGACACCAUCCAGGAUCUCCCCAGGGCAUUUUCUAGGCUCUUUCACAGUUCUGAGCCUGUUGAACUGAGGACAUUCCAGAGGAAAGCACAGGAUACUUUGGAAGAACUAAAACUGGUUGUGAGAGGUUCACUGUUCCAGGUUGCCAGCCUCCAAGAAUGCUUCCUCCAGCAAAGUGACCACGUGCCCUCCUCAAGCUCAGCAGGAGACAUAAAUUGGCAAGUCUUGGGUCAGAUGACGCAACUCAACAAAAUACUGGGAGAAGUAAAAGACCUCCUGAGACAGCAGGUAGAGUAUAAACCUUUGAGCAUGACCCAUUCCCAAUAG
Vombatus ursinus (common wombat) is the source of this 482-nucleotide messenger RNA. Its product is annotated as thrombospondin-4-like. Lineage: Eukaryota; Metazoa; Chordata; Mammalia; Diprotodontia; Vombatidae. The record is from RefSeq and is a predicted model, not a curated record. The annotation marks the transcript as partial. The transcript is spliced from 3 exons.